Messenger RNA from Asterias rubens (European starfish), 3592 nucleotides. Its product is annotated as histone PARylation factor 1-like. Bases 24 to 1322 code for a protein of 432 amino acids. The transcript has 7 exons. Gene Ontology annotation, molecular function: histone binding; poly-ADP-D-ribose binding. The record is from RefSeq and is a predicted model, not a curated record. NCBI's taxonomy places the organism in Eukaryota, Metazoa, Echinodermata, Asteroidea, Forcipulatida, Asteriidae. Gene Ontology annotation, biological process: DNA damage response; regulation of protein ADP-ribosylation. Gene Ontology annotation, cellular component: nucleus.
AUCGAGGUUGACCAGCAGCGGGAAUGGCGAGUGUUUUGAGUUCGGCUGCUAAAAAAAUGGAGGAAAAUAAUUCAGGAAAACCACCGUGUAAGUACGGUGCAGAAUGCUAUCGUGAGAAUGUACAGCACCAGGCAAACUUCUGGCAUCCUAAGAAGGGAAAACGCAAAAGUGAUAUUCAGGAUGAAGAUGAUGCAAGUUCUGUUAAAAAGAGAAAGAUUGAUGCUGCCUCUGACUUGACAGAGAAGGUCUCGGAAGAAGAAGCAGGCAACGUCUCCCCAGAAAACGGGAGCGAAGAUGAGGUUGAUGAGAUACAAGAAAAAGAUGAUGCAGAAGAAUCUGAUGAUUCAGACGAAUCUGAAGACAUCGCCCUGCCUGCCACACCUACAAAUCUUAACGCUAGGGAGGAGAUUGAAUGGAAGUUUAAGAUGAAGAUGCCAGAAGAUUUCUAUGACCUUUGGAAGUUCUGCAAAAGUCUUGACAAAAAGAAUCCUAAAGAUGCCCUGAAGGAGACACUAGGAUUGCAGUUGGUGGGUCCGUAUGAUGUUCUAGCAGGAGAACUUAAGAGAACCUCUGAGUCUAAGAGAGCAUCUUAUUGCCUUCACUGGAGGUACUACUACGACCCUCCAGAAUUCCAGACAGUAGUACGUGGGGAUGAUGAUACCCAGCAUCAUCUUGGAUACUACAGGGAUGAACCAAGUAAGUUGCCAUCGUUUGUGGGAGCCAACUCUGCAAAGAAAAACUGCAUUAUUUCACCCCAAGGAGAAAACAUCUUCGCUGCUAUAAAAGCACACAUGGACAAGCUUUGCAAAACGAAUAAAGAUAAGGCUGAGCAAAGUAGAAUCCAGUCCCUUCAGAAGCCACUCACUGACUGGGCCAAGAAGUCUGGCCACUCGCUGGAGACGAAGACUAAAGACAUGAAAGCAAGAGAUAAGAAAGUAGUAACAAGAACAUUCCAUGGAGCUGGUAUUGUGGUACCGGUGGACGCCAGUGGUGUUGGGUAUCGGGAACUUCCAGAAGCAGAUGCCAACCUGAAACGUAUCUUCAAGAAAAUUGUUGACAGCGAGAAUGACUACGAACGCAACAAGCACUUGGAGCCCCUCGACGAGAUCAUCAGUUUCGUUCAAUUUGCCAAUGAUGAAUGCGAUUAUGGUGAGGGGUAUGAGCUUGGAAUCGAUCUGUUCAUGUUUGGCUCUGAUGCUUUUGAUCGCAUCAUCUUGAACAUUCUACCAUUGGCGUAUAUGCUCCUCGGCCGGAAAGAAUUUGGCACGAUUCUUCAGGCGCAUAUGAAAGACAGGCGGAAGGAAAACCUGAGUAUGAUAUAGAUGCGACCGUGGCGGAAGUUCUCUUUCUGGAUGUUAGUUGGGAUAUUAUCCUGUGGAGUAUAAACAGGCCUGGCAGAACACGCAGGCCUUGGAGGCCUUGGCCUCUGUUGCCCCUGGUCUUGGCCUUGGUGCCCUUCAAAAGUUUCCCAUUGACUUUGACUUUCAGAUUUACCAAUAGAAGUGCCUUUUGCAAAAUGAAAAUGGCCUUGCUCUUUCAACAUUUGAAAUUCUUGGCCUGGUAUAAAGCUCAAUUGUAUGGGGGAAAAGGAAACCAGUGUUUCAGUGCUCAGUAGUCACUCACUCACUCCAGCUAGACAGCUCGGGCCCGUUGCGCUGAUUGAUCUCCUAGUCCACAGUUCGUGGCUACAUGUAGGUUCAAGAGUCUGUCAACUUGACUUGGUGGACCCAGUUGCUUGAUUCACGUUGUCCUCGAAUGGCAUCAUCUUGUUCGCCAGUAGUCGCUAACCAAUAAAUGUAUUUGGUAGCAUGACUAAGCAUCAACUGAUGCACUAGGUCUUCCUCAAAGUUCAGGCACCAAGAGAGUGUCAUCUUUAUCACGCACAGUCUGAGGAAACUUUCCUCUUUUGUCGUUGGUUUUAAAAUCUGAUUUUAUUCGGGUCACAAGUUAUCUUGAAACUGUGUCACCAACUCUGAAUUCAAAACCUUAGCAGUGUUCUCCAUUGACCCUUUAGAGACCAUUUAUCUGUGUAUAGCAUCACCAUAUGUCCAGACAUCAUGGUGUGAUUCUUGAUUUUUGGAAACCAUUUUUUUAUUUGUUCGGAUAAAACUCACAAAACACCCUGAAAUUUUGUGUUGUUUUAAAAACAGAGAUAAUAUGUUAACAUGGAGAACUUGGAGAAUGUUGUUUCAGGUCAUGACCUUUAUAUUAUCUAUUUGGUUGAGUGGAAGCUGUUCAACUCUUGCAGCCAUUUAAAGUCGGCCUCUAAGGGCAUUUUGGUACAAGCUGUUUCCAGCUGUUCUGGUCUCUAAAAGGUUAUAAAACAGUGGUUUGUUGGCUAAAUGCAAGUUAAAACACCAGAGGACUUAGUCAGAAACAGCUACUCCAGCUGGCUAGUUGAUUUCUUGAUAGUGCUACACGUAUGCCACUGAUUGCUAAUUUUGGUGCAUAGUCCCAUGCUAGUUAAUGUUGAAAGGAUGUUGAAAAAUUCAGACCAGUGAAAAAGCUAGCGAAAUGACAAGCUAGCUGGUCCUGCUGGCUAGUCGCUGAAAAAGUUAAGGGCAAACCCUGCUUACAUAAACAUCUAGUUGACCAUAUAUAGCAAUUAUUGUUCCUUUUCACAUAUGAUACGUUAAAGGUUAAAAAGAAUCAGACCUCAAAAUAUGUAAACCAAUAAAAAACAAAAACAAGUUUUAGUAAGAUAAAAACAGCAUUCCUUUUUAUUCAUGGAAAUAUAAAUAUGUACAUCCUCAAACUUCUAAGAAGUUGUAAAUUAAAAUAAAACAUGUUUAUAUUGAGUUGGAUAAAAAAAAGUCACAACUGUUAAUCAUGAUCAGUCAAUAACUCUUUACUACUUUGUGUUUAUCUGAAAAUAUUAUUUUGUAUACAAAUUACCAGAAUAAAAACUUAUGAAGAGCAUUACAAACUUUCAAUGAGUCAGCGGACUUAAUUAGUGACAAAUUUGUAAAAACUAAUAUAUGAUUCUGUGUAAAAAAUAAUAAAAAUAUUAUUUACAGGUUAUAUUAUCUUAACUCUACGCAAUCAAAGAUUGUUAAAAAAGAUACUGUAAGUCACUGAGUUCCAAUCUUUGGACAUUGUGCGUGAUUGUUUUUUCUUCAAACAAGGGAACCCAAGACUUGUGUUGGCUAAUGCUAUUGAAUGUGAGAAGCAGAUAAAUGUAGAUGCUUUACUUUGUCUAAUUAUUUGUAUUCGUCUUUUUGGCCAAUUAAGAAUGUGUGGGCUUUAGAUACUGUCACGUCCUCAAAGUUACUUGAAUACUUUAUGCAGGAAAGGGUUUUUGAGAAAGUAAAAGAAAGUUGAGGAACUCUGUUGGCAGCCAUGUUCACUUUCACAGUGAAAGUCAUGUAUCAUUAUACACGUACCUUACAUAAUUACAACAUAAAUUUAUCCGUGAAGGUUUUUGUACAAUAGUAACAAUGCUUUUAUUUUGGAAUUUUCCUUUGUUCUAGUUUGGUGUGUUUAUUUUGAGAGUUGGCGAAAUAAUCUGCUUGCUAACUAGUGUAUUGUUUGCAUUCACCAAGUUGCAGUUUAAAAGGCUCUGUAUUGAAAAUAAAGUUACAUGUAAGCUUAA